Molecule: messenger RNA, 3849 nt
Organism: Lethenteron reissneri (Far Eastern brook lamprey)
Lineage: Eukaryota; Metazoa; Chordata; Hyperoartia; Petromyzontiformes; Petromyzontidae
Product: dispanin subfamily A member 2b-like
Cellular component (GO): plasma membrane
Source: RefSeq, a predicted model, not a curated record
GCAAUUCUUACAAGCGGACCUCCUUUAAAUUCAUCACACUACGCCUCCCUGUGCUGCAUUGAGAGACCGCUUGAGACGACUGCUCCUGCUGCUGCUGGACACACAGACUUCGCCGAGGCUCUCACACGUUCAGUCGACCUUCUCUUCAGAUCAAUGGACAACUCGUAUCCACUCAUGGACGACGGCACGCGCGCCGACUAUCGCAAGGGGGGCGAGCCCGGCUACGGGGCUCCACCUCUCUCUCAGCCGCAGGUGAUCUUGGUGCCCCAAGGAGACCGUUCGUCGGCUGCUGGCAUCCGAGAUUUCUUCGCCUGGUCACUCUUCAACUUGAUCUACUUCAACGUGUGCUGCAUGGGUCUGGUGGCCACCAUCUUCUCCGUCAAGUCACGGGACCGGAAAUAUCUGAACGACCUGCAGGGAGCCACCGAAUACGGAAGAAAGGCCAAGAUCUUCAACAUCAUCUGCCUCAUCCUAGGGAUCAUUUUGACCAUCACAAUAAUAGGCAUCUAUGCGAGGAUGUUCAUCCACCUUUCGCAGCAGGUUCACAGAGAUCAGGACUCCAUUAACGGCUGAGAGCGGGACAUACACACAGGAGAGGCACGCUGUCAACACCAAAAAUUAUUUAAGGCACUCGGGUUAAACGCCAGACAUGGAGUUAGGUUCAUGGUUAGGUCAAGUGCUAAGGGCUGGUUUAGUCGUUUGUUUUAAAUUAACAGUAAGCCUGUGGAUAAGCAUUGCUCCCAUAAUGAUGUGUUUCCAACCUGUGGCGUUGAACGGUUGGUAUGGGACUUGGCGCGAUAGAUAGAUAAACCCACUGUGUCCUCCCUUGCCCACCAUUAUCCACGUUUGGCCUAUUCACUUGUAGUUCUUUUGUUGCUGUAGGGGCCCUGAUUUCAUAUUGGUGAAUAUUUUUUUCAUGGGAAAAAAACAUCCCGUUGGUGUCUAUCAUCAAAAAUGGGUCAGUACCGUAAACACGAUGGCUUUUCGGGCAUGCCAUCAGAAUGUUAAUCUAACCAUUGGUGUUCACAGCGAGCUUUUCCGUGAUCCUCUACGCACGCACAGACACACGCAACACGUGUACGGAGACGCAGGGACACACAUGACACCACUUUUCGCUACAUGCAUUGUAGAUGUGUAUCUUGUCAUAAGAGCCGGUGGGAAGAUUGCAGGUGGGGGGGGGGGGGGGUUCGCUGCGUUGGCGGUGUAGUUGUAUGUGUUAGUGUGCGUACGUAUAGCUUUUCGACAAUGUGCUUUCGGGUUGUACUGCACGCCGUUUGCCGUGACGUCCUACGUUUCGCGCUGUGUGCUGGGAACCUCUCACGAAACGAAACACCACAACACAACCAGGUAACACAUGGGAAAGCUAUACAGCGCUACCUGCAAAAAAAACACAAAUGUAGUGUGGUAGUGUGUGAGCUUCAUAUUCUCUUGGGGUAAAAUAGGGCUUUGGAAUGCUUUUUGUUAUCCAAUUGUGUGUCUAAAGCUUUUUAGGCUCGGUGUUUGCAUGGUAAACUACUUAGGCCACACUAUUUCUAAGACCGAUGUGCCCUGUGCCUUUCGCAAACCAAAGCAAGCGUACAGGCGGCAUUGUUAUUAGAACCACACCUGCACCGACUCUUAUCGACGGGAAGUAUAUGCGGUAUACAGCCAUUCUGUUUUUAUAAAAAAAUUCAUGUAUUUGGUUUUGUCUCUCUUUUUAAUCGUGUAUAUUUUUGUUUAACUCACUUUGAUUACAUAUGCAGUUGGCACAAUGGGCUUAUAUUUUCACGUACUAAUUGCAUACUGCAAGAUCGUAAAAAAAAAUUACAGCAAAUAUAAUUAUGGUUUUGUCCAGAUGACCUCGAAUCUUUAUGUUUAAGUGUCGAAUGAAAUUAUAACAUUCACUAAACGUUAUCUUCAUGCUUAUUGUAUGCAUUGUUAUUCAGCAGGUCGCACAUAUAAUGCUGAGAGGGAGGGUGAAGCAUUUUGUUAUCCAAAGCCUUAGCUAUUAACAUACAUGACUGUUUACAAUAUUUCGAUACAUCUCCUCGAGCCUGGAGCCAAACCUCAGCGAUCCAGUUGCAUGCAACUGAAUCGCUCAAUUGCAUGCAACUGAAUCGCUCAUCUGUGGACGUCCCUGCAAUCCGUUGUGAGCAGCUGCGCAACAGUAGAGACAGACCCGCGAGUAUCGGUUCUGCUCCGCGAUCGGUCGCGAAGUAUUUCGCCGUGCGUAUUUGUCGCCUACGAUUGACCAUUACGAUCCUCAAUCCGCGGUUUUACCUUCCCUGGCUGCGCGAGUGUGCGGAGGAGAAGCGGCUUAUCGCGCAUCAUUAGGAAGAAGAUUUCCGCAAGUAUUGGUGGGAGGGGGGAAAUGUGUGCAGACACGGGCAGGCUCGCUGCGGAUAAGAUGACCACGGAUGAAAGAAGUUCGUGAACUUAGCACUGGGCAAGUGUGUCAAAAGCAAAACAUAAUGUACAAGCCUCAACUGUUUGAAGGAUUUUUAAACAUAAAGGGAAUUUAUAAUUAAGUACGGGGGGUGAGGAGGGGGUGGGUUUUCAUUUUGCUGGACUUUUCACUUGCUGGUGCUGUGAGACUUUAACGCGUGAACAUAUUGUCCAGUCUGAUAAAAGUUGGUGGCCUCUUGCUCAACGUCCUCGGUUCUCACAAGUAUCUCUUAAGGGGGUUACCUAAGACUUAAGUUACCCCCAGCACCAAAUAAAAGGGUAUUUUCCGUUAUUUUUGUGACCCUCACAUAUCCAUCCACUCAUUCUGGCAGGCUUGCACGCUGCUUGACGCGUAAAAGGCAGCACUUAAAGGUGACCAUAACCCACAAUGUCUUGUGAUGCCUCCCAUACCUCGCCGUUGAUUCCUUCUGCCAGAUCCAUUAGUUACAACGUCGGCAGCUUCCAACGUCUUCCCUUAUGCAAUCCGAUCACCAGCACCAUCCGCUUUUUGAGGUCAUCCCUUGUGACACCGUCGAUACGUCCAUCAAGGACCACUUUUACAGUCUCAUCAUCGCUGGCGUCAGGUUUCCCGUCUUGAUUGCCGACUUCUGCGCGUGCCCCUCCACCCAACGCCUGUCUCGGUAACCUGCAGCGCCUCCGCGCUGGACACGCGUUCCACCCAGCGCAGACUCCGCCCGAUAACAAACGGGAAUCACGUCUCGCCACGUAGUCUCAACUUUCUAAGUCGCCUACCCCAUCCUUUACAAGAUAUUCCAAGCAUCCUCCGCGGUCACUUCUGUAGGUCUCGACGUCGUUAAACUUCAAAGACGCGGCAAAAGGAAUUCUCGCGCGCCUUUCACCGCCCGCGGUCCUCUGUUCUCCAAAUGAGCCUGCCACAUAUAUAAACAACAACCAACGAUGCCUGCAACUUUAUUUUUUUUUCUCUCGGGAAUGCAUCGCCUGCACGAGGUAUGGGCCAAACUCUGCCCGAUCCUACGAGACGCAUGCCAACGUUUUUCUCGUGGUCGAGAGCCGCAUAACACGCGGUUGUUGUCACGCGACCGGUCGGUCGUGCCAGAUAGUCGUGGCGUUUCUACAUUCUGGGUGGGGGGGGGGGGCGAGUGCUCCAGGCCGUUCCCGCGUCUGCAGAGCUGUUGUUUUUCUUCUGAUGAAAUUCCAUUUUUAUUGACCGCCACUAAAAUUUGCUUUGUGCCUCUGCCGAGCCACGCGCUACAGGAUCCGCUCGCGAGCUACAUGUGUGACUCACAAUCCACGCUUUGGCCACGCCUUGCCAAUCGCUACUACGUGAGCAGUGUUAAAACGUGGCCUGUUGACGCGGAAUAUAUUUCGACAUAUAUGUGUGAAUGUUGUACCCUACGUAUGGAUUUGUAAUAACAUUGAUACCAAUAGAUACAUAGCUUGGAA